AUGGAAUCGCCUCUUGACGAUUUAACUCAGUAUGUGAUUCUUAGGGAUGAUUUACAAACUGACGGAAGGAGUUGGCCUCGGGGUGCUCUCAUAGCUCAGGCUUGCCACGCAUGCGUUUCUGUCAACUCCAUCUUCAAGAGCGACCCUAACGUCUGCAGAUACACUAGCCUUGAGAACCUUCCUCACCUCAGGACCGUCGUCCUCUCCGUCGAAAGUGAGACGAAGCUUCUCGACUAUUACAACAUUCUCACUGCCAACCUCGUGAGCAGCCACCUUUUCACUGAGCAGCCUGAGAACAUCGUCACCUGCCUCGCCACUGUUCCUGUGGAGAAAUCAAAGAUCAUUUCUAAUCCGAAAAGGUGUGAAGCUAUUGAAAAAAUCAACGACUAA
This is a messenger RNA of Theileria orientalis strain Shintoku, 390 nucleotides long. RefSeq lists its product as uncharacterized. The record is from RefSeq and is a predicted model, not a curated record. The coding region runs from base 1 to 390 and encodes 129 amino acids. Lineage: Eukaryota; Apicomplexa; Aconoidasida; Piroplasmida; Theileriidae. The transcript has 3 exons. Gene Ontology annotation, molecular function: peptidyl-tRNA hydrolase activity.